GCAUGAAACUGCAGCUGAUCUAGGAAAUGCUUUCAACUUUGAGCAACUAGAUUAACAUAUUUGAAAUUGGACUCAUUCCAUUUUGUAGCAGAGCAAAACUGAUUUAUCAUGUAACAUUUUGCACAUAAGCCUGCAUGCUAACAACAACUCUUUUUACCCUACAGACAGCACAUCUAAAGUCUAUCCAUCUUUGAAACUGCAUUAUUUCAGUUUCUUGAAAAUAAACCAUAACUUUUCUCUGGCCAUUUGGAAUUAAUGCACAGAAAACUAUAUUGAACAUAGAUUCACAAGAGGUCUUAUUCAGCAAAACGUUACAAGAAUCAUUCUCCUUGGUCCUUUCAGCAAAACUCAAGUCUGAGCUUCUGAAAUGAAGACUUCACAGAAAUUUUAUCUCUUCUGUUUUUUUAUGCCCUUGGUGAAGCUAGCACCACCUAAUCAACACUCAACUCUGUUUCAUGAAACAUUCCAGCAAGGUUAUGAAGAUGCAUUAUUUCAGGAAGACUAUGGAGACUAUCCACAGGACGGAGUAAAAAAUAAGGAAGACAACACUUUCGUUUUCAAUGAAAAUAAUGUACAGCUGCAAAGAGAUGAUGAAAAACUUGCAGAGGGAACAACAAAUUAUACAACAAUGGCUACUUGUCUACUAUGUGUUUGUUUAAUUCGUUCAAUGUACUGUGAAGAAACUGAUAUGGAAAGUAUCCCUGUUCUGCCAAAGGAAACAGGUUACCUUUAUGCAAGAUUCAACAAAAUCAAGAAGGUGAAAGUAUCUGAUUUUGCUGAAAUUCCCACCCUAAGAAGAAUUGAUUUGACGGGAAAUGCAAUUCAAGAGAUUGAAGAUGGAGCCUUUGCAAAGUUAAUUCUACUAGAAGAACUUUCAUUAGCUGAUAAUCGGAUAGCCAAGCUUCCAGUUUUGCCUCCCAAACUAACUUCACUAAACCUAAAUAACAACAGAAUUAAAAGCAGAGGAGUUAAAGCAAAUGCUUUCAAGAAGCUGACAAAAUUGUCCUAUCUCUACUUAGCACAGAAUGCCCUGGAGUCUGUUCCUCCUAAUUUGCCAGAAAGCCUACGUAUUCUGCAUCUUCAGUUCAACAACAUAACCAGCAUCACAGAUGAAACUUUCUGCAAAGGAAACAAUCAGACCCGUUACGUUCGUCAGCGCAUGGAUGAGAUCAGAAUGGAAGGCAACCCAGUCAUCUUGGGAAAGUACCCCAAUGCUUUUAUUUGCUUGAAGAGUUUGCCUAUAGGCCAAUACUUUUAGUUGGUAACCAAACUGAAACACGUAAAAAUUAGGUAAAAUUACUGUUGUAUCACUGUUUUAAACAUGUCCUUGUAUUAAUAGCCUCUCACAUAUAUAUUCAGAACUUUUAAUGGUAACAAUGUAUUUAGAUCUUCCCUAAUGUGGUGAUAUUGCACCUUCUGAUUUAAAAAGUUUGAGCAUUUGUCUACUUUUAGAUAAUAGAUUCAAGCAUGAAACCAGGAAAAGGUAGCGACUCCUUCUGAGUAAUCAGAUUACAAAUUGAAUUAAAAUUGAUUUUAAAACUCUUACUGUUAUGAAUCUAAGAAUGCAUAGUAAAUCUAAAGGAAUGCAUUCUUUUAGGGGACAAGUAUAAUUUGAUUUAAUUCUGGAAGGACUGUAAAUAGACUGUACAAUACUUUGGAUUUAAAGAGGAAAAAAUCGUUCAGAGCACAUACUCUGUGCGAAGACAUAUAGGAGCUCUUGCAAUUCCUUAAAUCUGUUUUUCUCAGGAUCAUGCUGUAGCUCUGGAGGGCACUCACGUGUUCCUGGGAAAAGACUUAGCUCAUUUAGUAAGUUGCUGAUAAGGUGGUACAUAAGCAUCCUACAGUUCAAACUACCUUUUUUCUUUAAAAUGUGAGGGCUGCACUUAAUGAAAAAUCCAGGGAAUAUGGGGCCACAGACAGAUCAAGCUUCUGAUGCUUUCUCAGUCAAUGUAGAUACAGAUGGGAUAGGAAGGGCAAGCAACAGCUGAACGGGUGCUAGUUUGACACAGUUGAGUUGUUGAAAGGCCAAACAAGGCUAUGGCUUCCUGCUGCUGGCAGGCACAGCUAUUUAUGCAAGAAAGAACCAAUAUAAUACACAGGGAGAUAGGCUGAAAUUGCAACAUAGAUUAUAGAUUAAGCAGACCUUCCCAAUUCAACUUCUGAUGAUGAUGAAAGAAGAUAAUAUCAUUUAAAAUAUAUUAGCAAUCUAUUCUAAUCUUACUGGCAAAUGUCAUUCAUGAAAUGUGUUUUAAGAAAAAAGUGAGCCAAGCUUAUUAAAAGCGUUUAUCACGCUUAUCAAAAUGAAAGGGGAAAAAACACCAAUCAAUUUAUAUACUAUAGCAUAGAAGAUUUUGCUUAAAUGUUAGCCUGCCUGCCACAUCCAUUUGUGGAAUAGGGCCUUUUAUGUGCAUUGAGGGUGAGUACAAGUUUAAAAAAGUAAAAUAGAUCUCUUAAAUCUUGAGGAUUACACAGCCUAAUCUUUAAUGAAUUUGUGAAAUUUGUCUCCAACCAACCAACCAAUGUGGCAUAGUAUUUGCAAUAUGAAUAAGUAACAUUUUUGAAAUAUUUGUUGUAUUUAAAGCAUAUUCACUUAACCAAUAUCACAAUUUUGCUGUGAUAUCUGAAUUGUAAUCAGCUGAAUUAAUUCAUAAAAGUCAGCUUAGUUGAUUUCAACAUAGCAAUCAAACAAUUUGUAUGCAUGUAUCAGAUGGUUUUUUUUCCAGAAAUACCAGCAGUAUUAUUUGUACUCAUUCUCAUUCUUUGCAUAUGUUUGAUUAAGACAGAUAUAUUAUUUCUGAUUUAAUUAUUCACCGAUAUUGAAGACUAUUUUACAGCCAUGAGCCUUUGCUGUACCUAUACACUUUUAGCAAUUUAAGAUAUCAGACUUCAAUUAUAUGGUGAAUUUAUAUGAUGUGAAACCUUUACAGAGAUUUCUGAUUGAUUUUAGUCUGCAUAAGCUUCCUGUUGUCUAGAAUUCUCCAUGCCUAAUAAAUAAUUAUAAAGAAAAAA
Messenger RNA from Thamnophis sirtalis, 3009 nucleotides. The record is from RefSeq and is a predicted model, not a curated record. NCBI's taxonomy places the organism in Eukaryota, Metazoa, Chordata, Lepidosauria, Squamata, Natricidae.